Messenger RNA from Camponotus floridanus (Florida carpenter ant), 1919 nucleotides. RefSeq names its product Short neuropeptide F. The record is from RefSeq and is a predicted model, not a curated record. Lineage: Eukaryota; Metazoa; Arthropoda; Insecta; Hymenoptera; Formicidae. The transcript is spliced from 4 exons. Bases 111 to 446 code for a protein of 111 amino acids.
GGGACUCUCGGUAUUGCCACACUUCGCAUCAUUACCGCCGUAACGUGCAAGCUUCACUCAAUCUUCACUCGUCAUCUGAGACUAACGCUCAAGAAUUCGAACGCGAAGAUAUGAGCGCCAUGUAUGCUAAACGUUGCGCCGCUCUCGUCCUUCUCGUUGUGACAGUUGGCCUCGUAAACGCCACCGAGAAUUACAUGGAUUACGGAGAAGAGAUGGCGGAAAAAACGCCCGCGGAAAAUAUCCACGAGUUGUACAGGCUUCUGCUGCAACGCAAUACGUUGGAUAACGCUGGUUUUGGUGGCAUCCCGUUGGAGCACCUGAUGAUCCGCAAGUCGCAGCGAUCUCCGUCGCUGCGUCUUCGAUUUGGUCGUUCUGGACCGCACGUCUCCGCGAGGGCUCUGCCGAGACCUAUGGGCGCGGUGGCGGGAUACGACGACAACAAUUAAUCGGCGAAGCUGAUCCAGGGACAUCUUUUCAAUUCGUUCUUGAUGAAAACGCGACUCUGUCUUGUAUAAAAUAUUAUGUAUAACUCAUGUCUCGCGUGCGCGUGUGCGAGUGCGUGCAUGCGUGUGUGCGUGUGUAUGCGUGCGUACUUUAUUCGCUGACCGGGCUUCCCUCUCUCGCGUCUCUUACUCUUUAAAAGGAGCAAAGCAUACAAUGAAACUAAUUUGCACAAUCCUAAUUGUGCAAUACAAAGAAUUAAUUAAAAGUGAAGAGAAAUAUUGUGUCUUUUAUAUAUUAUUUGCGCGUGUUAUUUCCACAUGUGUUAAUUAAAUUUAACGACGCGUUCUCGGAACUGACGUAACCGUCUCCGUUUCGUUUUGUACGAGAUUUUACGAGACGAAUAAUUUAUCUCAAGUUCAUGUUUCACGAGUUCAAAGACACUUUAUAUUUAUUUCGUAUAAUUGUGGGCAUUUCUGAACGAUACCGACGACGGUCAUUUUACCUCGUCGUUUUCGUUAAUUAAUGGCAGCGCUGUAAAAGGACACUUGGCCUAAGUCCUUCAUUCGGUGGGAAUAACAAUUUGAACACUUCGAUCGUUUACGAAAGCAAUUGGUCUCUCGUUUAAUUACAUGCACAUCGGCACAGAACAUAGAAAUAAUUUGCGUCCUGUGCGAUGACAUAUACAAGAUAUCCCAAAGGAUAUCCCAAAGGAUAUCCCAAACUUUUCAAGCGAUUUACCGACAAUGUAUUAAAUAAAUUUGAUGUUGAAUUAUUUCAAAAUUAAAAUUAAAAUUCAAUCUUUAAACCGAAAAAACAAUUUUGACAUUAAUUAUGCAAUUUAUAAAAAUUUAAAAGUGAUCUUUCCAUUAUCAACAUCUAAUAUGUUGAUCAGCAAGUUUUUUGAAAUUAAAUUCGCAUUAAAACACAUUUGACAUGGCGUUUUAUUGCCCAUUUAAGACGAAAUCCUUCAAGAGCUUUUAUUGGUCCAUAAUGGAACUAUUUCGAAUCGAUUUUCUGCUGAAUAUUCUUCAAAGAGAGAUGAAACAUCUUUUUAUGUAUGAAAUUAUUUACGUUAUUCAAUACUUCUGGGAUAUUAUAAUUUUCAACAGCUGGCCUGUUGGUCUAUCGAUAAAUUAAUAGGCGUAGUAUUUCGAUAAAUGUGCCAAAUAAUAUGAUUGUUGUAUCAUGAUAAAAAAUAUCUGCACUGUUUAUAAAAUAUAUACAGGGCGGGCUAUAUAAAACUGUUAUGACAAUUUAAAAAUCUCACGCGUAUUAAGGGGGCCGAUCGCAAAAUCUUUGGUGCAUGUAGAUUGACGAUUGAAAUAUAUAUGUGUAAAAAAAAAAAAGAAAAAAAUACGGACUAGUUAUUUGCCGCAAAAAGAGGGUCGCGUCUCAAAUGUGUGAAUAUGUCAAUUUGCAAAAUUAAAAAUAAAUUAUUAUGUAACACUGUGUCACAUUUAUUCCUCUGCAGCAAA